This is a messenger RNA of Dromiciops gliroides (monito del monte), 2084 nucleotides long. It is a transcript of the gene RBMS1, whose product is annotated as RNA binding motif single stranded interacting protein 1. The record is from RefSeq and is a predicted model, not a curated record. Gene Ontology annotation, cellular component: ribonucleoprotein complex; nucleus; cytosol. NCBI's taxonomy places the organism in Eukaryota, Metazoa, Chordata, Mammalia, Microbiotheria, Microbiotheriidae. Gene Ontology annotation, molecular function: poly(U) RNA binding; mRNA 3'-UTR binding; poly(A) binding. The transcript is spliced from 14 exons. The coding region runs from base 562 to 1767 and encodes 401 amino acids.
GCGGUGGUUGAGGCCAUGGUAGGUGGGACCGGUGGCGGCGCUGCUGCUGCCGCCUGGAAAGUCUCCCCAGUCGUCUGAUCAAUGAACUAACUCCCUUCCAUGGCAGGCAGGGCGGCUGCUGCUCCUUCUACAGGCUCUCCCGCCCAGCGCUGCUCUCGGAGCCCAGCAGGAGGAAGAGGCUGCAGGAGGGAGAGGAGCCGCAGGGGGAGGGGACGGGGGCAUUUCCCCUGACUUUUAGCCGAGUUCAGGAGGAGGAGGAGGAGGAGGAGGUGCUGGAAGAGGAGGAGGAGGAGGAGGGGACAGGAGAAGUCAGCACCGCGGCGCCCGCAGGAGCAGCAGCAACAGCAGCAGCAAUAGCAGCAGCAGCAGCAAGCAGCCCUAGCCUAGCCUAGCCCAGCCCAGCCCAGCCCAACCCAGCCCCGGCCCCCGACGCCUGCAGCCCAACGAAAGGGAGUUUCCCCUGGACUAGCCUCGGAACUAGUGGCUCCCAAAGUUGCCCCCUCCCCCAUCCUUGCACCCUGCCAUAGGCUCCCCCUCCCCCGCCCUCCAAGGCUUCAGGCAAUGAUUUUCCCCAAUAGCAGCGGGAAUCCGGGGGGCAGUGGCACCAGCCGAACCCCCUUUCGGAAGCAGCAGUCUAUUGUGCCAGCCCACCCAAUGGCUCCUCCCAGCCCCAGUACCACCAGCAGUAAUAACAACAGUAGCAACAGUAGCAGCUCAGGGUGGGAUCAACUAAGCAAAACGAACCUUUAUAUCAGAGGACUGCCUCCCAAUACCACAGACCAGGACCUGGUGAAACUUUGUCAACCAUACGGAAAAAUCGUCUCCACAAAGGCAAUUUUGGACAAAACAACUAAUAAAUGCAAAGGUUAUGGUUUUGUGGAUUUUGACAGCCCAGCUGCUGCUCAGAAAGCAGUCUCAGCUCUAAAAGCUACUGGAGUUCAAGCCCAGAUGGCAAAGCAACAGGAACAAGAUCCUACAAACCUGUAUAUUUCUAAUUUGCCACUGUCCAUGGAUGAGCAAGAACUUGAAAACAUGCUCAAACCAUUUGGACAAGUAAUCUCUACAAGGAUACUGCGUGAUUCCAGUGGUACAAGUCGUGGUGUUGGCUUUGCCAGGAUGGAAUCAACAGAAAAAUGUGAAGCUGUUAUUGGUCAUUUUAAUGGAAAAUUCAUUAAGACACCCCCAGGAGUUUCUGCUCCUGCAGAACCUCUGUUGUGCAAGUUUGCAGAUGGCGGACAGAAGAAGCGACAAAAUCAGAACAAGUACAUACAGAAUGGGAGAGCAUGGCACAGAGAAGGCGAGGCUGGAAUGACACUUACCUAUGAUCCAACUACAGCUGCUUUACAGAACGGAUUUUAUCCUUCACCUUACAGUAUUGCUACAAAUCGAAUGAUCACUCAAACGUCUAUUACACCUUAUAUUGCUUCUCCUGUUUCUACAUACCAGGUGCAGAGUCCUUCAUGGAUGCAGCCUCAACCAUAUAUUUUGCAGCACCCUGGUGCUGUGUUAACUCCCUCCAUGGACCAUACUAUGUCACUACAGCCUACAUCAAUGAUCAGCCCUCUGGCCCAACAGAUGAGUCAUCUUUCACUAGGCAAUACUGGAACAUACAUGCCUGCCACAACAGCUAUGCAAGGAGCCUAUAUACCCCAGUAUACACAUGUUCAGACAGCAGCUGUUCCCGUUGAGGAAGCAAGUGGUCAGCAACAGGUUGCCGUAGAGACGUCCAGUGAUCAUUCUCCAUAUACCUAUCAACAAAAUAAGUAACUGUGAGAUGUAUAGAGGAGUGUCCUUACCUGAAGAAGGGUGUGAAGGCUGAAACAAUCAUGGAUUUUUCUGAUCAAUUGUGCUUUAGGAAUUAUUGACAGUUUUGCACAGGUUCUUGAAAACGUUAUUUAUAAUGAAAUCAACUAAAACUAUUUUUGCUAUAAGUUCUAUAAGGUGCAUAAAAAUCCUUAAAUUCAUCUAGUAGCUGUUCCCCCGAACAGGUUUAUUUUAGUAAAAAAAAAAAAAAGUUUUUAUCAAGUGUUAUGACGCAAAAAAAAAAAAAAAAAAGAAAAAAAAAGAAAACAAUUUUCUGGGAA